Messenger RNA from Juglans regia (Persian walnut), 498 nucleotides. RefSeq lists its product as uncharacterized. NCBI's taxonomy places the organism in Eukaryota, Viridiplantae, Streptophyta, Magnoliopsida, Fagales, Juglandaceae. Bases 1 to 498 code for a protein of 165 amino acids. The transcript has a single exon. The record is from RefSeq and is a predicted model, not a curated record.
AUGUACUCCGGCCACAUCCGUGAACCAACUAUUAUUUUAGAAGCAGUUGCUUCAUAUGAUAUUUGGACAUGGCAUUCAUUUUUUGGUAUAUCCGGUUCACAUAAUGAUAUUAAGGUGCUAGAGAAAUAUUUUAUUUUCACGGAACUUGCCCAAAGGCGUGCUCCUCCAGUCAAUUAUACAAUCAAUGGCAACGACUACACUAUGGGGUACUACCUUGCCGAUGGUAUUUAUCCUAAGUGGUCAAUGCUUGUGAAGAUGAUUCCAUCACUCCAAGGGAAUAAGAAGAAAAACUUUGCUGCAGUACAAGAAUUCUCAAGAAAAUAUGUCAAACGUGCAUUCAGGAUACUUCAACAACGAUUUGCCAUCGUUCGUGGACCUUCCCGAUUUUUCAAAGUCAAAGAGCUAAUAAAUAUAAUGAAAGCAAGUGUUAUUCUACAUAACACGAUCAUUGAAGACGAGCGUGAUGAUAGUCAAGGUCUAAACAUGGAGUAUGAUUAA